Neurospora hispaniola is the source of this 838-nucleotide messenger RNA. RefSeq lists its product as uncharacterized. The coding region runs from base 27 to 350 and encodes 107 amino acids. Lineage: Eukaryota; Fungi; Ascomycota; Sordariomycetes; Sordariales; Sordariaceae. The record is from RefSeq and is a predicted model, not a curated record. The transcript has a single exon.
AAAAAAAAAAGCAAAAGCCUGCAAAAAUGGGCCAAAACCUCUCCCUCUCCGAACCCUUCGCCGACACCUCGGGCGUCGUCCUCUCCCCGCAAGACCGCCAUGCCGACAUCAUCGUCGGCAUCACCUGGGCCUGCUCCAUCUACGGCAUGGGCAUCAUUUUCUGCGCUGUCCGGCUGUUGGACCGAUGGUCCGGGGAACAUGGGGAGCGGGGCGUCGGUUUUGCGGGGGUGGUGGGUGCUUUUCUGUGCGGGAGUGCGUGGCCUUUGGUCUUGGUUUAUUUGAUGGUUACGGAGAAGGAGGUGGAAAGAAAAGUGCAAGGGUAUGGGGUUCCUGUUAUGGGGAAGGUGUAGGUUUGUUGAAGGUGUGAGGGGGUGUCGUGAAGAUACUUCUAGGAAGAGAAAAAGGUAGGCUUUCGGGCUGGAAGUGUGGGUGGACGGGCGGGCGGGAGAUGACAGGCAGGAUUUUGAAUGGAAGUGUGCAUGGUGAAAGGGAGGAGAGGAUGAUGGAUAGGAUAGGAUCUGAUGGGAUGGAGUAGGGAUAGGAAGGGUGCUUUUUUUUUUUUAGAGAGCUGUGAAAGGAUGAAUGAAGAGCGAGGAGUUGGUGUUCGAUGUGCCUCUGGAAAAGUGCGACCAUAUCCCUGUUAGCGCACUACGUUCCCACACUCAAUCGCCUGUACAGUCUUGGCAAGAGGUGUGUGUGCGUGCACACACACACACCGCAUUUGACAAAUCUGGCCAUUUGACAUCGCUUUACACGACUCAACUCAAUCGUUUAACAUCGAAAUCUAGCCAAAACUAGUACAAAAAAUCGAUAUUUUAAUACUCUACGUCGUACAGUA